GAUCACACUUUUCCGAUGUCUUGUUCAGUGUCCGAGUAUGCCGAUUUGCUACGGCAAUGCGGGAAAAAGAGGAAUCUCUUCGAGGGAAGGCAAAUACACGAAUCCAUCGCUGCUGGCGAGCACAGCGGCAAGCUCUACCUUUCAAACCUCCUCAUAGACAUGUAUGGCAAAUGCGGGAGCGUGACAGAUGCACAAAAGGUGUUCGAGCACACAAUCCAGCCGAAUGUUUUCAGCUGGAACAUCAUGUUAUCUGUUUUUGUCCUUAACAAUCGCCUCGAGCAGGCAAAGAAGAUUUUUGACAAGAUGCCCGUAAGAAACUCAGUCUCGUGGAACACCAUGAUCACCGCACAUGCCCAAAAAGGGCAUCUUGAAGAAGCACGUCAACUUUUUGAUUUGAUGCCGGAACCAAGAGUGGUGGUCUCAUGGAACUCAAUGAUAUCAGCCUAUACACAAGCUGGGCAUGAGAAAGAGGCCAUGAGUUUGUUUGAAAAAAUGCCACAGCAGGACACAGUAACUUGGAAUAUCAUGCUUGCGGCAAAUGCCCGGCUGGGGCAUUUUCAUGGCGUGGAAACGUUGUUUCAAGCGAUGAAGGAGCGAGACAUUGUGUCGUGGAACACUCUCUUGAGUGCCUACUGCCAAGCCGGAAAAACCUCCAGCGUCGCAGAAGCUUUCAAUCGGAUGCCACAGCACAAUCUCGUCUCGUGGAACACUCUACUUUGCGCGUUCUCGCAGAGCAACCAGAUCUCCCAGGCGAGAACUGUGUUUGAGCAAAUGCCCCAGAAGGAUCUCAUCUCGUUUAACACGCUCCUCAGCACAAUCGCCCACCACGGCCUUGUGGACGAGGCACUGUCGCUCCUGGAAAAGAUGCCCGGGACGAACAACGUCACCUGGAACGCGAUGAUCGCAGCGUACACCCAUAGGCCAGGGCAUCUCGCGGAUGCCAAGCUGAUCUUCGACGGCAUCCCAGAGCCGGACAUCGUCUCGUGGAACUCGAUGCUUGCGGCGUACGUACACAACCAAAGCUUGGACGAGGCUGAGAAGCUCUUCUCCUCCGCAAUGCAAGAGAGGGAUCUCGUGUCGUACAACUCAAUGGUUGUGGGAUAUUCGCAGCACGGAAGCUUAGACGUGGCGAGGCGCACGGUCGAAGAGGCGAUGCCGGAGCACGACUCCGUGUCGUGGACGGCGCUCUUGGUGGGAUUUUGCGAGCGAGGCUUCGUGGAGGAGGCGAGGGAGGUGUUCGUGAAGAUGCCGCAGAGGAAUCUCGUGUCUUGGAAUGCCAUGGUUGCGGGAUUUGCCGGGAACGGGCUUCUGGACGAGGCGAUAGAUCUCUUUCUGGAGAUGCCGGAGCGCGAUCCAAUCUCGUGGAAUUGCCUUAUAGCGGCGCUCUCUCAGGCUGGAUUCGUCGACGAGGCGAGAGGGCUGUUUGAUAGAAUGCCAAUGCGGGAUACAGCAUCGUGGAACUCGAUCAUUUCUGCAUAUGCCCAGAGUGGGCAUGUUUUGCAAGCUGAAAGUCUCUUUUCUAAAAUGCCUCUCCGGGACGUGGUUUCGUGGACAACUAUGAUCACCAUGUACGGUGAGCUACGCGAUCUUGCUAGUGCUAGACGGACUUUUGAUGCCAUGCCUGAGAAAGAUCUCGCGGCCUGGAAUGCGAUGCUUGGAGCCUAUGCCGCGAAUGGUCAUCUCGACAAAGCAAGGGAUGUAUUUGAGAGAAUGCCACGGCACUCUCCAGCAGCGUGCAAUGCGAUGAUCACCGGCUAUGGACAAGUGGGCAGCGUCGAAGAAGCGAGAAGAGUCUUUGAUAGCAUGACCGAUCGAAACACUCUCACCUGGAACGCUAUGGUUGGAGCGUAUGCCCGUAACGGGCAUAUGAGACUGGCCGUGGAGCUCUUUCGGAGAAUGAGGGGCGAGGAAUCGGUGGCGAUCGACGAGCUGACUUACGCUGCCGCCGUCGAUGCCUGCGCUGGUUUGGGAGCUCUGGACGACGGGCGAUUGAUCCACAGUGAGAUCUCGCUCACCAGCAUCAGCCGCUCCCCAGAGCUCGGAAGCUCGCUCGUGAGCUUCUAUGGGAAGUGUGGAGGGCUGGACGAAGCAAUGAAUAUCUUCCAGGGGAUGGAAGCCCGAGACACCGUUCUCUACACUGCCGUAGUCGCGGCUCACGCUGAUAACGGGCAGCUCGAUCUCGCCAUGGAGUAUCUCCAGGCCAUGGAGCUCCAAGGAAACUCUCCAGACCAGGUGACUUUCAAGGCCACCGUCUCGGCAUGCGCUCACGGUGGGAUGCUUGACGAUGGCCUCGCACUGUUUGGAGCGAUGCUCCACAAUUACUCCAUCACUCCCACUCUGGAGAUGUAUAGCUGCAUCAUCGACGUCCUCGCUCGAGCUGGAAAACUUCGCGACGUCGAAGAGCUCAUAAGAUCCAUGCCUUUUGAGCCAGACGCUGCCGCCUGGACGAGCGUGCUGAGCGCAUGCCGGCUUGACGGUGGCAGCGAAAAUCGCGACCUCGGCUUGCGAGCUGCUCAGCGAGCGGCGGGAUUGAGUCCCACAGACUCAGCUCCAUACGUGAUGCUCGCGAAUCUCUUCAAACACCACGAUCAUCGAUCGAUCGGAGCUACUCCUCCUCUCACCAAUCCAGACGCGAGAGUGUAAGUUGACGACACAUCCGGCCUCUUGCGAUACAGACGCUCCACCACUCCGGCUCCUCGGUUCGCGUCUCCGUGCGUCUUACACGCCCCGAGAAGCGUCGUCCAUGCAAUAUCAUCAGGCUCGCAUGGCAUAGAAUCCAUGAGCUCUCGCGCCUCUGCCGUCCUCCCGGAUCGUCCCAGCAGAUCGACCAUGAUGCUGUAGUGAUCCCUCUGAGCCGAGGUACCGAAAUCUCCAACCAUUGUCACGAAGAACUCCAAUGCUACAUCGAGUUUUCCGGCAUGGCUACACGCCGACAAGACCGCAGUGAAUGUUAUCGGGUCCGGUGGAAGGCCGUCACACACCAUCGCCAGGAAGAGCUCGAUCGUCUCCUUGGUAUGCCCGCUUUGCGCAUAGGCCGUCACCAUUGUUGUCCACACCACCACGUCUCGAUCCACCGAGCUCUCAAACACCUGUCGGGCUUCUCCCAGGCAGCCACAGCGGGAGUACAUGUUGAUGAGCGCGCUCUCCACGACAGGAUCUAGCAGACCGUUGUCGCUUGCCGCCAUGUCGUGGACCAUCCGACCGUCCGACAACGCGUUGGAACUGGCACAGGCGUCCAAGACUGCGACAAGAGUGAUAUUGUCGGGUUUGGUGCCAUCCAAAUCCAUGGAUCCCAGUAGAGUGAAGGCUUGCCGGGCUUGUCCGUGCUGGGAGUAUGCCGUGA
Selaginella moellendorffii is the source of this 3343-nucleotide messenger RNA. RefSeq names its product pentatricopeptide repeat-containing protein At1g56690, mitochondrial-like. Gene Ontology annotation, biological process: RNA modification. Bases 16 to 2643 code for a protein of 875 amino acids. The transcript has a single exon. The record is from RefSeq and is a predicted model, not a curated record. Gene Ontology annotation, molecular function: RNA binding; protein binding. NCBI's taxonomy places the organism in Eukaryota, Viridiplantae, Streptophyta, Lycopodiopsida, Selaginellales, Selaginellaceae.